AUGGGCAGAUUGGGUGGAAGUAAAGUGUCGCGCCGCACCGGGCCAAGCAGGACGGUGGUGGGAAGUUUGUUUUGUUUCCUGCUGGUCGUAAAUCAUGUGGCAGCUCAGCUAAUAAUCAACGUACAAAAUCAGGGAGGUGAAAUCGUACAGGAGACAAUAACAUCCAGUGUUGGGGAUGAAACAUGUACACUGGAAUUCCAGAGAAGCGAUGGAACGCUAAUAACGGAGCUGAUUGACUUCAAAAGUGAAGUGCAGGUACUGAAGGCGCUCGUGCUCGGUGAGGAAGAACGGGGCCAGAGCCAGUAUCAGGUGAUGUGCUUCGUGACCAAAUUCCAGAAAGGAGAUUUCAUCACUGCCGAUGCGAUGGUAAAACUGCGACAGAAAAAUCCCAGCACGAUCCGAACACCGGAAGAGGACCGAGGGAAGGAGAACUACACGAUGACCGGCUGGGUGCUGCUGGACCGUGCCACGCCAAUCUCACGUCACGUGGCACCGUUCUGCGUGGAAGCACCGGAGGCAACGUACGUGCGCGACGUUGACCUGAAGGCGUGGGCCGAGCUGCCAGGUUCAUCGAUAUCCAUACUGGAAUCGGCGGUGAAGUUGUUCCCGUCGGCGAACACCGUUACGGCCCCAUCGCGAUGCAGCGACGUCAGCGCCAUCUGGGCACCGUGUCUCUGCACGCUGGAGAUGUGCAUCGGGUGGUACCCGUGCGGGCUGAAGUACUGCAAGGGCAAGCCGGAGAACGCACUGCAGAACAACGGCGGUGGCAGCUACCGGUGCGGGAUCAAAACGUGUCGCAAGUGCCAUCAGUACUCGUACUACGUACGCGAGAAACAGCAGUGCUUGUGGGAUGAAUGACCGAAAAUGGGCCAUCGGUGCCCUCAGCAACCUUCGGCAGCAGUAACAGCAGCAGCAGCAGUAGCAACGCCAAUAACACAGAAGAGUCGGACCUGGCACGAUGGGGAAGGUUCGUACCUUGACGCAGGACAGCACAAUUACGGAAGCGAUGGAAGCUCUUGGGGCAGCCAACACUUACAGACACAUCCGGGAUGGAGUAAAACACGCAAACUAGAACCAGCGGUGGUACGGCAGUACCGUGCAUCGCCCUCAGUCUCCGCUGCUAUCGAUUACGGUAAUCGCCACCAAUAUUGGGAGCGUCGGAAGGUACAGCAACAGCAACGGUCUGCGGCCGAUUACACGAGUUCACUGCGGCGGCAGCUGGCAGCACCAUCAGCCUGGUGGUUAUCGUUGGAUCUGCUGCUAAUCUGGACGUUGCUACCGAGGGCGACGCAGUGGACCGGCAAAAAGCAGCACAAUACCGCCGUACCAGUAACAACCAUUAGCAACAGUGGCGAACGACGAACGCCUACGGAAGCUCGAUCGACGGCAUUGAUUGCAUCUGCAUGCCGGGUGCAACACCACCAACACGAUGCAGGUGACCAGUGGAGCGCGAAACACAAAUCACUACCAGCUUCACCAUCGUACAGGUGUUUCCCGAUGCGUCACCAUCCACCAAAUACGGUCGCCCCGGUGGCGAAUGCGCGGGAACCGGUAGCCGAAACAAUCAGUGAAUUUAAUUUUACCUUACCAACGCCAUUGCCAGCAACAGUGCCAUUGUGGACGGGAGCGAAGGAGGUGACCGCAAGAUAUCCACCUACUGCUGCUCUCCUUGCGCCAGUCGGUCCGUCGACUCUUUUUGAAAAGGGUUUUCAGUUUAACGAAAUUACUUUAUAGCACAAAUAGGUUUAAUGAGUUGCAACACUACGCAGAAGGACACACAUCUCCAUUCGCCCAUUUUUUAGAAUUUUCCCCUUUUUUGCUACAAAUGACAACCUGGUGGGCCAGUUCCUGUAAUCUGUAAUCUGUUCCGCACGAAGUCCACAAGUGCGGAUUUUAUGGUCCGAUCGUAAAACGAAAGCGGACAGGAUUUCGAGUGUCAAACGCUGAGCAAGUGGUAAUUUGAGCAGGUAGCUCACUAGAAGAAAAGACAUACGAUGGACCCGGCUGGAAGGGACUGUCUGUGCCUGUGGUGGCUUUUCGGAGUAAUCAAUUCCACCCGUAUUCUGGACGCGACGCUGAUUCGUGCAGCACAAAUAGGAUAAGGAGGAUUUAAAGUAACACAACCAAGCACGAAGAGAAGGCGCCUCGUACCGUUUCUUUCGCUCCGGCUAGUAAAUGGAUCGGAACCGCAUUACAAAAGGAAAUGCCGCCACCAACGACCAACGACGUUACGAUGUGGCGUACACACACAAUGGUCACCCGGGAUCCGCACCUUUACGGAAUAACUGUAGAAUGUUGGUGGUGAGGGUGCAGAAGAGGAAGCGAACAAAACAACAAAAACACAGUAUUAAAACAC
Anopheles moucheti is the source of this 2356-nucleotide messenger RNA. It is a transcript of the gene oaf, whose product is annotated as out at first protein. The record is from RefSeq and is a predicted model, not a curated record. The transcript is spliced from 5 exons. The coding region runs from base 1 to 858 and encodes 285 amino acids. NCBI's taxonomy places the organism in Eukaryota, Metazoa, Arthropoda, Insecta, Diptera, Culicidae.